This is a messenger RNA of Equus caballus (horse), 4211 nucleotides long. NCBI's taxonomy places the organism in Eukaryota, Metazoa, Chordata, Mammalia, Perissodactyla, Equidae. The record is from RefSeq and is a predicted model, not a curated record.
CAUAGAUGUGUGGUUUUAUUGCUGGGCUUUCAAUUCUGUUCCAGACACUUUGCAAUUUUUAAAAGUGUGUGGAAUGCUCCCCCCAAAAGAAAAUCCUUACUCUUGCUCAAACUAUUCAUUAAUUGUCAAAAAAAUUGUAAUAAAUGGAGUAAAAUAAUUAGAAUAAUGUCACUGUAGUCAGUAGAUUUGUGUAAAUACUUACCAUGAGCUUAAUUCCUCCAAUUCCAAAGUCAUUGCUUCAGUAUAACCUAGGGACAUAGAUGAGGAAUAUCCCUUUGUGACUUUGUAUUGAAGAAUAGAUAAGCAUUUCCCCCAGUGACUUUUAAGAAUGAAUUUAUGUACUAUAUUGCGUGUUACGUAACCCAAGUAAUGUGGAGAUGUGGAGAAGAGGGUAGAGCAAAUCAUCUCUUGGCUACAUGACAGGAGCAGUUUUUUUGAAUGAAUACUUCUUGAGGUAGUCAGAAGAAUAAAAUUAAGGUAUUUUUAUAAAGAGACUGUUGAUAUUAUCAGUAGGAGGAGAUGUUUGAGGAUUAGUACAAAACUGCACAACUUUACAAAAUAGCUUUCAACAGUACUGAUGUUCUCUAAUACGUGUGCUAUGAAACAGCAUUACUUAGAAAUGGGGGAAACAGGGAUCAAUCAAAGCAGGUUAAAAAUUAUUUCACAUGUCAUAGCUAAUAAAGAGAAAUGAAUUUGUGAAAUCAGUAGAGGACAAACUCUCCGAUGGCAAGACCUGUGUCUUGUUCAUUGUUAUAUCGCCACUGACGAGGGCAGUACUUAGCACAAGAGUUCAACGUAGGUUUGUGGAUUGGUGAAAUGAAUGAACCAAUAUACAUGUAGGUUUGUAUAAAAAUCCAACGUGAUAUUUCUAAUUAUUUUGGGAAAAAAGAAAAGAUACCUUAGAGAAUGCUUUAUAGUUUAAGAUAUUAAAUAUAUUAACAUAAAAACAUAGCUCGUUCAGUUAGGCGCACUGUCAUGAUUAUCCUAGCUGGUAAAACUGAAGCAGCAGAGGCUGCAGUUUCCCAGUGCGGACUCUGGGCGCCGCUGUUGGCCAAAGUGGAGAGCUUGGAGCCAGUGAUCUCGCGCAGCCGCAGCGCACUUUCCCCAUCUCAGACUCCCUAGCGCCAGCCUUUACACCGCUUCCUCUUCUGGAAAAGGAGAAACCCUGACCACCACGCAGGAAAUAAAGCCUAUUCGGAGCUCCGGACAUCUGCAGCACUGAGCUUAUUUGUAAUCCUGCGUCUCCAGGUCUGGUGAGCCAGCUGAGGGGAGCAAGAGGGAUGGGGAGCGGCGCUGGGGAGAACGGCUGGGCUGAGAGGCGGCCAGUGCUCUUUCCCUUCCUGCUGUCUUUGUUCUGGCCCGCGCUGUCGGAGCAGAUCCGCUACAGGAUUCGCGAGGAAAUGCCCGGGGGCUCGGUGGUGGGGAACCUCGCCAAGGACCUGGGACUGAGCGUCCUGGAGUUACCAACUCGAAAACUGCGCGUCAGUUCCGAGAAGCCUUACUUCACUGUGAGCGCAGAGAGCGGGGAGUUACUUGUGAGCAGCAGGCUAGACCGGGAGCAGAUAUGUGGGAAGAACCCAGCCUGUGCUCUUGAAUUUGAGGCUGUUGCUGAAAACCCAUUGAACUUUUAUCACGUGAAUGUGGAGAUCGAGGAUAUUAAUGACCACAUGCCAAAAUUCACACAAAAUUCCUUUGACCUGCAAAUAAGUGAGUCUACACUGCCAGGCACCCGAUUUAUAUUAGAAGUAGCGGAAGAUGCAGAUAUUGGCUUAAACUCUCUGCGAAAUUAUAAACUCUCUCUUAGUCCUAGUUUCUCAUUGAUAAAUAAGGAGAAACAAGAUGGUAGUAAAUACCCGGAACUGACAUUGGAGAAACCCUUAGACAGGGAACAACAGGGUUAUCAUCGUUUAGUCCUCACUGCGUUGGACGGCGGAGACCCACCCCUAAGCGGCACAACUGAGCUGCGCAUCCAGGUCACUGAUGCCAAUGAUAACCCCCCAGUAUUCCACCAGGACGUGUACAGGGUCAGCCUUCGAGAAAACGUGCCCCCAGGCACUGCUGUGCUGCAGGUGUCAGCCACUGACCAGGAUGAGGGUGUUAACUCCCAAAUCACUUAUUCCUUCUACAGGACCGGGCAAGUCUUUCAUCUGAAUUCAAAGAGUGGGGAAAUUACAACUCUAAGGACACUGGAUUUUGAAGAAAUCAAGAAAUAUUCCAUAGUGGUGGAAGGGAGGGAUGGCGGAGGACUGGUUGCACAAUGUACGGUUGAAAUUAACAUUCAAGAUGAAAAUGACAACAGCCCAGAAGUUACAUUCCAUACUCUAGUCGAAAACAUUCUGGAAAACGCAGUGCCUGGAACGCUAAUUGCUUUGAUCAAAAUACAUGACCAAGAUUCUGGGGAGAAUGGGGAGGUUAAUUGUCGAUUAGAGGGUGAAGUCCCUUUUCAGAUAAUCUCUUCCUCCAAAAAUUCUUAUAAAUUGGUAACAGACGGGACCCUGGACCGAGAGCAGACUCCAGAGUACAAUGUCACCAUCACAGCCACUGACAGGGGCAAGCCGCCCCUCUCCGCCAGCAUAAGUGUCACCUUGCACAUCACUGACGUCAACGACAAUGCUCCGGUUUUCCACCAGGCCUCCUACGUGGUCCACGUGGCCGAGAACAACCCGCCCGGCGCCUCCAUCGCCCAAGUCAGCGCCUCAGAUCCCGACCUGGGACCCAACGGCCGCGUCUCCUACUCCAUCGUGGCCAGCGACCUGGAGCCGCGGGCGCUGUCGUCCUACGUGUCGGUGAGCGCGCAGAGCGGGGUGGUGUUCGCGCAGCGCGCCUUCGACCACGAGCAGCUGCGCGCCUUCGAGCUGACGCUGCAGGCCCGCGACCAGGGCUCGCCCGCGCUCAGCGCCAACGCGAGCCUGCGCGUGCUGGUGGGCGACCGCAACGACAACGCGCCAAGGGUGCUGUACCCGGCGCUGGGGCCCGACGGCUCGGCGCUCUUCGACACGGUGCCGCGCGCCGCGCAGCCCGGCUACCUGGUCACCAAGGUGGUGGCGGUGGACGCCGACUCGGGACACAACGCCUGGCUGUCCUACCACGUGCUGCAGGCCAGCGAGCCCGGACUCUUCAGCCUGGGGCUGCGCACGGGCGAGGUGCGCACGGCGCGUGCUUUGGGCGACAGGGACGCGGCCCGCCAGCGCCUGCUGGUCGCCGUGCGGGACGGGGGACAGCCGCCCCUCUCGGCCACCGCCACGCUGCUCCUGGUCUUCGCAGACAGCCUACAAGAGGCGCUGCCGGACCUCGGCGACCAUCCUGCACCCUCUGAGCCCCAGGCUGAGCUGCAGUUUUACCUGGUGGUGGCCUUGGCCUUGAUCUCCGUGCUCUUCCUGCUCGCAGUGAUUCUGGCCAUUGCCCUGCGCCUGCGACGCUCCUCCAGCCCCGCCGCCUGGGGCUGCUUUCAGCCUGGCUCUGUCAAGUCUGGACCUGGGGUUCCCCCCAACUACAGCGAAGGGACUUUACCUUAUUCCUACAAUUUGUGCGUUGCCCGUACUGGAAAGAAAGAGUUUAAUUUUCUAAAAUGUAAUGAACAAUUGAGUUCAGGACAGGACAUGCUUUGUGGUGAUUCGUCUGGGCCGUUAUUUCCGGUUUGUAAUUCCAGUGAGUUGACUUCCCAUCCCGAAACUCUAACAGCGGUGAGUUCCAUUUAAGUGUCUAUUCCUUUUCAUCAUCUACCUAAUUUUCACAUUUAUAUCAAAAUUAUUACAUUUCCAAGUCUACUAAGUUCUCUUAGAGACAUUAUAGUCCGACAGAAAGCUACAUUUCCAUUCUUUGAGAGGAGCGGUGAAUGGGAGUAGUUAUGUGACAUAAAAUAGAGUUAUCUUACCAAGUUCAGAUCUGGAAAUUAGUGAGAGUACUCUUUGCUUCUGAGCACAAGUAUUGUACCAAUUUCUUAUCUCUUUUUUCAAAGCUAAUGAAAUUUACCCAUUGAUUAUCUCGUUCUUUAUUAACAUUUUUAAAAUUUUGUGUGUAAGUAGACAUUAAAUUUAAAGCAGGCAAUCACUUAAUUCAUCCUUUAAAACAAAGAAACUACUACUAGGUAUCUUCCUGCACUGGUUUCCUGGUACAGUCUCCAUCCCUUCCUCAUGUUUAUUUAUCAUGUCUAGUUCUUUACAUCCACCUAUUUGUGAUUUUGUGAAUCCAUUAAAAUUAUAAGAAAAAUA